AAAUUGUUAUGAAACGGAUUGGAAACCCACCCCCCUUCCCUUCGGCCUUCCUCCCUUUCCCAUAAACACAAUCAAUCCUCUCUUAAAUUUUCACACACACACACACACAUGGUGGUGGCUUCACACACUCCUCCUCCUCCUCCAUUGAUUUGAUUCACCAAAUCUGUCUCUCUCCCAAAACCAAAAGCACAGUGGGGCUGUGUUGUGCUGGGGGGUUUACGAUUCCAUGGCGUGAACGGCCCCCCAACCCCCAACCCCCGAUGUCGUCAUCUCUCUCCAAGCGCAAGCUCGACGAUUAUGCCGACGACGCCCUUCUUCUCCCCAUAAACCCUAUUAGGAUGAGAAAGGACCACUCUGCCCUCCCCUCCUCCUCCCGCUCCCGCCCCCGAUCAUCCCUCCCCGACUCCCUCACGCGCCUCCAAUUCUUCGUCCGCAUACUCUCUGACCACACCCUAGUCCUCCACGCCGACUCUACCGACACAAUCAAAUCCAUCCACGAGAAGAUUCAGGCCAUCACCGGAAUUCCGAUUAUUGAGCAGAGGAUCAUCUACCGGGGUAAGCAGCUCCAGUGGGAGCAGACUUUGGCCGACUGUCAAGUGCAGAACGAUGCCGGCCUCCACCUUGUCGGUCGUAUGCGCAGCACCGGACACCCGCUCGCCUGGCAGCUCAUCGACAGCGUCGUUUCUUCUAUUUUCGACCUCUGCAAGAACAACCCUCCGGCUUCGCAGCUUCUUGAUGCUCCCACCACUAAAACUGUGAAAGAAAUGCUGGUCGAGUUCUUGUCUAUGACUCCGCGGAUGGACCUUGACCAGGCAUCUGGCCAUUUGCAGAUUUUCAGUGCAUCUUCGGCACCCGCAGCUCUCGUGAUGCUCUAUAUGUCUUCUCAUAGACCCAAUAGGGCUGCCGCAGAUGAGGCCAUUAGACAGUUCAUCGCCUCCAGUAAGACUGCUCUGCCUAAGAAUAUGUAUCAUGAGUGUGUGCCUAUAAUUUUGGAAUUCUGUAAGUUGUUAAAGAGGGCAGCUGGAAUUGAUGAUCCAUUGUAUUGUUUGUGUCGAAGUAGUUUAGGGGCAAUGAUGGAGUAUAUUGAGGUUGGAGACCAGAAGGGUAAAAUUGAUGUUCGUGAUAUAUUUCCUUUUAUUAAUGAGUUAGCAGCUAAACUCUCCCAUGAUUUGGUCUUAAGCAUAGAGUCAAUGCCUUUUCCGGGGCCUUCAUUGAGUGAUAUAAAUGAUUUCUCUUCAUUUGUGGCACCAGUGAGGAAUGGGAUUAAGGGAAAUGCACGGUUUCUCGGUCCAAUUCGAGUUCCAUUGAGUGAGGAUCUUCGUGGCGUACCACAUGGUUAUGCAGAUGAAAUUGGAAUUUUGUAUUCAAUUUUUGAUGAUUUAUUGAGUAAACUAGAGAUGUGUUUGGUGGAAACUGAGGCUCGUAUGAACAGUGAUUUGAAACAGGAUACUGACAACCUUUGUGUUGGAUCGUGUCAUUACCUUGCUAUUCUGAAGGAACUUAAUAAUAUUUCAAAAAUUUACAGUGGCUGUGAAGGUUUAUUUUGGGAAAUGAUGAAGAAGAGAAAGGGAGCUUUCUGUUAUCUUAUUGUCAGGUGUGCAAAGAGAAGUGAGGACCAUAAUUGGAUUCUUGAGUGUAAGGAAGUGACCAACUUUGAAGCAAGGAGACAUUUAGCAAUGAUGAUGCUUCCGGAGGUGAAGGAUGAUUAUGGGGAGCUGCAUGAGAUGCUCAUUGACCGCUCUCAAUUGUUGGCAGAAUCAUUUGAAUACAUGAAACAUGCAGAUAUUGAUUCCUUACGCGCUGGUUUAUUUAUGGAGUUCAAGAAUGAGGAAGCCACUGGCCCUGGUGUCCUUCGGGAGUGGUUUUUCUUGGUAUGCCAAGCAAUUUUCAACCCUCAAAAUGCCCUCUUUGUUGCUUGCUCUAAUGAUCGUAGAAGGUUCUUUCCAAAUCCAGCAUCUAAAGUAGACCCAUUGCACCUUGAGUACUUUGUCUUCUCUGGAAAGGUGAUUGCCUUAGCCUUGAUGCAUAAGAUACAAGUGGGUGUUGUAUUUGAUCGUCUAUUCUUUUUGCAAUUGGCUGGGCAUCCAAUUACCUUAGAAGAUAUAAGGGAUGCAGAUCCCUACUUAUAUAGUAGCUGCAAGCAAAUCUUAGAGAUGGACCCUGAGGUUGUUGAUCAAGAUGCCUUAGGUCUAACAUUCGUUCAUGAAAUUGAGGAGCUGGGAACAAGGAAGACCGUUAACCUCUGCACUGAUGGGAAAAGUAUUGCUGUAACUAGUAAAAAUAGGAGGGAAUAUGUUGAUUCUCUUAUAAAGCACCGGUUUGUAAUAGCUAUUGCUGACCAGGUAGACCAUUUUGUUCAAGGUUUUGCUGACAUUAUGAGUUGCAGACGUCUCCAAAAGUCCUUCUUCCAAUGCUUGGAACCAGAAGAUCUGGACUGGAUGCUACAUGGCAGUGAAAGUGGAAUCUCUGUAGAUGAUUGGAAAGCACAUACAGAGUAUCAUGGCUUUAAGGAAACAGAUGAUCAGAUAUCCUGGUUUUGGAAGAUUGUCGGAGAGAUGACAGCGGAGCAGAAAAAGAUUCUACUCUUCUUCUGGACCUCGAUCAAAUAUUUACCAGUUGAAGGUUUCAGUGGUUUGGCUUCUCGGCUUUACAUCUACAAGACUUCUGAUUCCUCAGAACGGCUUCCUUCAUCUCAUACAUGCUUUUACCGAUUGUGUUUCCCUGCUUACCUUACGAGUGAUGUGAUGCAUGAUCGUCUUAGCAUUAUCACUCAGGAGCAUGUAGGUUGCAGCUUUGGGACAUGGUGAAAAUAUGUGGAUUUGGGGGUUGUGCAGAAAAUAGAAUUUCUCUUAGUUUUGUACAUAAUAGAUGACUCUCGAGACUUUUGGUUAUUUGGCAACUAGACGACUAUCUGAAGAUGGAGGUGUUGCUACAUGUCAUGUUUUCUUUGACAACGAUUGUAACUUCAUCCUCUCUUUAAACUGUGGAUAUGGGUUUAACUUAUUAAGUAUAUAGAUGGCAAGAAUGGUGAGAUUUUUGUACA
Messenger RNA from Salvia miltiorrhiza (redroot sage), 3043 nucleotides. Its product is annotated as E3 ubiquitin-protein ligase UPL5. Gene Ontology annotation, biological process: protein polyubiquitination; proteasome-mediated ubiquitin-dependent protein catabolic process; positive regulation of protein catabolic process. The coding region runs from base 261 to 2807 and encodes 848 amino acids. Gene Ontology annotation, molecular function: ubiquitin-protein transferase activity; protein binding. The transcript has 3 exons. The record is from RefSeq and is a predicted model, not a curated record. NCBI's taxonomy places the organism in Eukaryota, Viridiplantae, Streptophyta, Magnoliopsida, Lamiales, Lamiaceae.